Molecule: messenger RNA, 1628 nt
Organism: Solea senegalensis (Senegalese sole)
Lineage: Eukaryota; Metazoa; Chordata; Actinopteri; Pleuronectiformes; Soleidae
Gene: mtmr7b
Product: myotubularin related protein 7b
Exons: 11
Coding region: 270-1628 (452 amino acids)
Biological process (GO): dephosphorylation
Molecular function (GO): phosphatase activity
Source: RefSeq, a predicted model, not a curated record
GUUGUGUUUGUACGCACGCACGCACGCAGAGUAACGCAGUGAACGCAGCUGUAGAGACGCAGAUAAAAGCAGCGCGAGCUCCGUGUAUCGCGGUUCAGACCAGUCACUAACCCGGGUUAAACCGGUUUUAACAGCGGGUUAAACCACGGACGGACAUGAGUCCAGGACAGAGCGGAAACAGCGGGGACCGGGAAAACGGCGCGAGCCUGUGAACGGGACUCUCUCUCUCUCUCUCUCCCCCCCUCUCUCUCCUCCAUUUUGGUUCAGUGAUGGAGAACAUCCGGACUCCAAAGGUGGACAAAGUGCGUCUUCUGGACAGGUCGUCAGGUCAGCGAAAAAUCAGCGUGGGGACUCUUUAUCUCUCUGCCACUCACACCAUCUUUGUGGACAACAACCCUGAGACACGCAAGGAGACGUGGGUGUUGCACAGCAUGGUGUCCAGUGUGGAGAGACUCCCCCCCUCACCUGCAGGAAGUCAGCUGAUCCUGCGCUGUAAGGACUUCCAGGUCUUCCAGAUCCUUGUCCCUCAGGAGAGGGACUGUGUGGACGUCCACGCCUCACUGGUCAGGUUGUCACGUCCAGAGAAGUACAGUGAACUCUACUGUUUGUCCUUCAAUCCUAACGUAAACAAAGAGCAGAGGGCGGAGUCGUGGGCGUUCAUCGACCUUGUGGCCGACUACAAGAGGAUGGGUGUUCCUAACAACCUGUGGGUCGCCACGGCAGCCAACAGUGAAUACAGAGUGUGCGACACGUAUCCGUCACAGCUGUUUGUUCCAAAGUCGGCCACGCCCACCGUCAUUGUGGGCAGCUCCAGGUUCAGGAGCCGAGGACGAUUUCCUGCUCUGUCCUACUUUCACCAGGACACGCUGGCAGCAGUGUGUCGCUGCAGUCAGCCUCUGUCUGGCUUCAGUGGACGCAGCCAGGAAGACGAGAUGAUGCUGCAGGCUGUGAUGAAGUCCAAUCCUGGAAGUGACUUCAUCUAUGUGGUGGACACCAGGCCCAAGCUGAAUGCCAUGGCGAAUCGAGCAGCAGGUAAAGGUUACGAGAACGAGGAUCACUACACCAACAUCAAGCUGCAUUUCAUCGGUAUUGAGAACAUUCACGUGAUGAGGAGCAGUCAACAGAAGUUCAUCGAGGUUGGUGAAAUGCGAUCUCCGUCGAUGACUGACUUCCUGUGGGGUCUUGAAAACUGUGGCUGGCUCAAACAUAUUAAAGCUAUAAUGGACGCAGGAGUGUUCAUAGCCAAGGCCGUGUCAGAUGAAGGCGUGAGUGUCGUGGUCCACUGCUCUGAUGGUUGGGACAGAACAGCUCAGGCCUGCUCUGUGGCCUCUGUACUGUUGGACCCGUUCUACAGAACCAUCAAAGGGUUCAUGGUGCUCAUAGAGAGAGACUGGGUUUCCUUUGGACACAAGUUCUCCCACAGGUACGCUCACCUGGACGGAGAUCCCAGAGAGGUGUCCCCCGUCAUGGACCAGUUCCUGGAGUGUGUGUGGCAGCUGUCGGAGCAGUUCCCGUGCGCCUUCGAGUUCAACGAGCGCUUCCUGGUCAGCGUCCACGCGCACGUCUACUCGUGUCAGUACGGAUCGUUCCUGGGAAACUGCCAGAAGGAGCGUCAGGAUCUGAGGUGA